Messenger RNA from Prunus avium (sweet cherry), 1406 nucleotides. Lineage: Eukaryota; Viridiplantae; Streptophyta; Magnoliopsida; Rosales; Rosaceae. The record is from RefSeq and is a predicted model, not a curated record.
UCAGAUAUAAAAUAAUUCAUUUUCAUUCAUUUUAUUAUAUCGUAUCUAUGGCCAUGUGACAUUGCAGCAAAGAUUUUCUACGAACCCAACACACAGUUGGGCUUACUUCCUCUUCUGCUUCAAACUCAGAAGCCGAUAACAUUCCAUAUAAAAUAGCAAUCAACAGAGAGGUUUAGGCUCAGAACGAUGCCGUUGAAUAUAGUACAUGAUGGUAAUGGAUUGCCCCGAAUCAUACUCACGGAGCCAACGGGGUCUUCAGCAGAGGUGCUCCUGUAUGGUGGGCAGGUUGUUUCGUGGAAGAACGAAAGACGAGAAGAACUGCUCUUUAUGAGUAGCAAGGCUAUUUGGAAACCACCUAAAGCCAUCAGGGGAGGCAUACCUGUCUGCUUUCCACAGUUUGGAAAUCUUGGUUCACUGGAGCAGCACGGAUUCGCAAGGAACAGAUUGUGGUCGCUAGAUAAUGACCCCUCACCUUUGCCUCCAACUAACAAUCAGUCAUCAGUGGAUUUGAUCUUGAAGUCUGCUGAAGAGGAUCUGAAGACCUGGCCACGUAGCUUUGAGUUGCGGCUUCGUAUUUCUCUCAGUGCUGGCAAGCUCACUUUGAUUCCCCGCAUUAGAAAUACAGAUAGCAAGGCGUUCUCCUUUACCUUUGCUCUGAGCAACUACUUGUCUGUAUCAGAUAUCAGUGAAGUGCGUGUUGAGGGCUUGGAGACACUUGAUUAUUUCGACAAUCUGGCGCGUAGAGAAAGAUUCACGGAGCAGGCAGAUGCUAUUACCUUUGAUGGCGAGGUCAACAGAGUGUAUUUGGACACCCCAACUAAGAUAGCGAUGAUAGACCAUGAGAAGAAGAGAACGUUUGUUCUGCGGAAGGAUGGCAUGCCAGAUGCAGUUGUCUGGAACCCUUGGGACAAAAAGACCAAGACUGUCCCUGAUUUGGGGGUUGAGGACUACAAAACCAUGUUAUGUGUAGAUUCUGCAGCCAUCGAAACCCCAAUUGUGUUGAAGCCUUUCGAAGAGUGGAAAGGCCGUCAAGAACUCUCUACUGUUUCAUCAAGCUAUUGCAGUGGGCAGUUGGAUCCUCGCAAGGUGCUUCAUGGCUUUCACUGACCAAUUAUGUGGAGUAAAUGGAGGUCUUAUUGUAAUUUAUGUAAGUUGCCUUAUUUCAUGGACCAGAAACAUCCUCUUGGUUUGUUCAUGUAUUAUCCUGGUUGAGGUACUUUAGGUUUUCUUGGAGCAAGACAGAACUAGCUGCAUGUAAAAUGUGAGAAUAUCAUUGCAGGGUCUCAUUGUCACAAAUUGGCAACAGGAAUUUUUUCCUUUAUGUUGCCGCUGAUGGUAAAGAAUAUGUGAUUUGUAUUAAAAUGUUGCCAAGUGAAUGAGAUUCAUGGUGCCGUAGUUUCUUUUUA